Messenger RNA from Striga asiatica, 1020 nucleotides. NCBI's taxonomy places the organism in Eukaryota, Viridiplantae, Streptophyta, Magnoliopsida, Lamiales, Orobanchaceae. The record is from the annotation of a GenBank genome assembly.
AUGGCUCAUGGUGGCGGCGAUGGAAAUCGGGUCGGGCCGGACUUCAACCUACCCGACGAGGUUCUUGCGGUCAUACCCACGGACCCGUACGACCAGCUGGAUCUGGCCCGCAAGAUUACUUCCAUGGCAAUCGCGUCGCGGGUUUCGAAACUCGAGACGGAGGCGGCGAGGCUCCGCCAGAAGCUCAGCGAGAAAGACCGACUCAUUGAGGAGCUCGAGGACAAGGUCUCCCAGCUUGAGGGCGCCUACCAAGACGCGGAGCUGCGAUUGAAACUUACUCGCGAGGAUAAUAUGAAGCUAUUGACGGAGAGGGAUUCUUUAGCUUCCACUGCAAAGAAGCUCAGUCGUGAUUUGGCCAAGCUUGAGACAUUUAAGAGGCAAUUGAUGCAGUCUUUGAAUGAAGAAAAUUCACCGACGGAAACGGUUGAUAUUGGCACUUAUGACCAAACAGUCCCUAAGGCAUAUUCUACUAGUGAUGACUCGAACGGCUACAGAAAAUAUCACUCGUACAGCGGGUCCAUCGAUAGCACAACCUUAACUGACGAAGUCUCAAAACAGGCGGCGCAGAAAUUUUCAAUCACACCUUACAUAAGUCCUCGCCUCACUCCCAACGGGACCCCAAAAGUGGCCUCGACAAGUGUGUCUCCAAGAAGGUAUACGGCUGCCAGCUCACCACAGAGGGCAUCGGGGGCCACUACCCCCACAAAGGUGUAUGAGGGGCAAGCCUCUCUCUCAUCGUGGUAUCCGUCCAGUCAGCAGUCGUCUGCCGCCAGCUCUCCUCCUCGAGGGCGCCUGCCGCCAGGCCGCACUCCUCGAAUUGAUGGAAAGGAAUUUUUUCGUCAAGCCAGGAGUCGUUUAUCACUCGAGCAAUUCAGCUCAUUCCUGGCGAAUAUCAAGGAACUAAAUGCACAAAGGCAGUCUCGUGAGGAGACUUUGAGAAAAGCUGAAGAGAUUUUCGGGAUGGAUAAUAAAGACCUCUACAUAUCAUUUCAGGGGUUGCUAAACCGCAACAUGAACUAG